Aspergillus ibericus CBS 121593 is the source of this 5093-nucleotide messenger RNA. It is a transcript of the gene bck1, whose product is annotated as putative MAP kinase kinase kinase (Bck1). Gene Ontology annotation, biological process: protein phosphorylation. Gene Ontology annotation, molecular function: protein kinase activity; ATP binding. The transcript is spliced from 2 exons. The coding region runs from base 111 to 4937 and encodes 1608 amino acids. The record is from RefSeq and is a predicted model, not a curated record. Lineage: Eukaryota; Fungi; Ascomycota; Eurotiomycetes; Eurotiales; Aspergillaceae.
AAGUAUAGGAGGGCAGAAUCCUAUUGGGCUCUCAGAGAUACUGUCUGCGUGUUAAGCUCAUACCCACCUCCUUGCAUCAAUCCAUUGGAGACGUCGCAGACAUCGCCACCAUGGACGGACAACGGCCGCAGCAGUACAUACCAGUUCCCCCGCCUUCGUCGGCGACACAAUCCUCUCAAUCGCACAUAAUCCCCUUACCACCACCGCCGCCGCGUUACCCUCCAACUCAAUCCCAGGGCGUCAUGCUCCCCCCUCCCCCUGGACCGCCUCCAGGGACGGCGUAUGGUGCCUCUAAACUCACCAACCCUCAGCUGCAACACCAAAAUACACUGGGCUGGCAGCAACAGAGCUGGGCAAGGCAAGCACUGUCUCAGGGAUAUCUUCCACCCCCUCCGCCUCCUCCCAUGGUACCUGCGAAUCAAUCCCCGUAUGGGCGCCCUGCGGCUCUCUCAAUACCCUCGGCUGAAACGCGGCCGUCUGCGACUUAUGUUCCUCAAGCUGGCACCUUUGGACCGGGUGUGGGGAUACCGCCAUUCGAUGUACAUUCCACUCCCACGUACGAAAGCCUGGGAACAAUGCAGUCCAGCGACAGACAGCGAAUGCCUUCCACUCAAGCCUAUGAAUAUGCCGGCACGGACUCUUCUACAUAUAAGCGAGACUCUAAUCAUCCCCCUACGCCUUCAACUCGCAAUCUCCCUUCCUCGUUAGCCGUCAACGAUGGUACCCAUGACAUGGGGCCCACCGGCUUUUCCGCCGUGACCGCGCAGAAUCCGGUCCAACAAAUGCCAACCCAAUCUGCGGAACUCACAAAGUCAGCCAGUCAUCGUCAUAAUAACAGCACACUGCUCGGCGGCAUGCUACCGAAUGAGGCCGCAAUUCAGUGGCCCCUCGAUCGUGUACUGCUCUGGCUUGGGAACAACGGGUUUUCCAAAGACUGGCAAGAGACCUUCAGGGCCUUGGAGAUCGAGGGGGCGGAUUUUCUCGAGCUGGGACAUGGGUCGAAUGGUCGACCCAAUCUGGGCAAGAUGCACAACGUUGUCUAUCCCCAGCUUGCUAAAGAAUGCGAAUCAAGUGGCACGGGGUGGGAUCAGGCCCGUGAGCGAGAAGAGGGAAAACGCAUGCGCCGGCUAAUCAAGCAGAUCCAUGAUGACGGCAGCUACGAUGCCGAGAUCUCCAUCCAGAAGCGACGCGACUCCCACCCCAACAGCGCCCCCGAUCCUGGAUCCGAGGCUUCACCGAAACCGACUUAUGAGCCCCGAUCCGCUGGCCCUGGCUCAGGAAACGUUGCAAACAGCCCUAACCUCAAGGCGCCUCAGCCUGCUUAUGGCCAAAGACAGAGCGUGCAGAUGCGUUCCUUCACCACGCCCAUACCUACAACUCAAGAUUAUCCGUCUUCCGAGCUCGCUACAGGCGAUGCGAAUACGAUGUGGGCACGAUCCGAAUAUUCGCGAGCUGUGUUAUCUAGUAUUGGCGACCACCACAGGCAAAGCCCUUCGAUAUCCAGUGAUGGCGGGACUUUUCAGAUUCCCAUCCGACCGUACGAAGACAGCCCGAAGAGCGGGAGCCCAGCUAUGCAACAUGCUACCCUCGCACAGACUGGACCUUCGUCAUCUACAGGAGAUCUGGGCGUCAAAUCCGAACAUUCGCGCGGCAACAGUUCUGAUUCAACAACGGGGCGGCGGUACUAUGAGUCAAUCAGGCAAGAGAACGGGGUUCGCCCUUCGCCGCAGGAAUUUAACCGCCAUUCCGGGGGAGAAACUCCGUCCUCAUACCCAAAGGACCACCGCAAUGGGCUUCUGGGAUUUUUCAAAAAACGAUCCAAGAAUGGCGAUUCCAACCACCCGUCUCCGGAGGAGCAGUUCCUGGAAUCUCCCACAAGCCCGGUGAACAUGCGUCAGAACCCUCAUUUGCCUUACUCUAAGCCCAACUUCAGUGCCAGUGAUAUGUCAUUGGGCGAGCGUCCGUCAUCUUCGUCAAUGUCGGACCACGAACGGCUGGCGUUGCGGGGCAAGCCAAUGCAGAAGAGCAAGAAGUGGACAUUCGUGACUCUGGACGGAUGGAACUAUCGCUUGGUUGACAUAACGGAGAUGGACUCCGUGGAGACACUGCGAUCUGCCAUAUGCCAAAGCCUUGGGAUUGCCGAUUGGACUGGCGCGCAAAUCUUUUUGACGGAGCCUGGUCAGACCGAAUACGACGAGCCUUUGAGUGACACCAGCCUGGCACUUUGUCGGAGAACAAAGUCAGACACAACUGGCUCACUGAAACUUUUCGUCCGGGGCUCGCACAUGCAACUAGGUGCAAACAGCUCUGCCCACUUUGGUCUGGGGGUUUCGUUUCCAGACAAAAGCACGGCCUCCCCGACAUCUGCGCAUCAUCUUCACAGGAAGCCGCUGGACGAUGACGCACUCCACAGGAUCGCACCUCACAAUCCAGCCAAGCCCACGUCUCCUCAGGUUUCUUCACGACAACAACUCAAGGCGCCUACUGCUAAGCUAACCCCACAACCAACAAUCACCGCGUCUCCCAUUGAUGGUGUGCCGGAAGUAGGGCUACCUACUGACGCGGAAAAGGCAGACUUGUUGGCUCGUCACGAGGAACAUAUGCGUGAGGUAGAGCGUAAGCAAAGGGCCUACCGCAUCUCAAAGGUCCCUCCCAUGCCACAGCCAAGAAAGGACGCGUACGGCGAAACUGGCUACCGGCGUGAGGGCGUCAUUGAUUUCGAUGUGCCCCGUACUUCUCCUUACGAAGACAAGAAAUCGGAAACGCUUGUGCCACUUCGGAAACCUCCCACAGCACCUCAUGAGUCCAGCACGCUCACCAAAGUUAAUUCCCUGCGAAAGAAAGACGUCGACCGUCCCCGCAUCCAAACUACAGCCCAAACCCAUGGCCUCGGGGCAGUGCUAGCUAGCGUUGGUAGAAUGACCAGCGCCAUUGGAACCCCGUCGCCAUCAGUGCCGACCCCAACAGCCACGACCAGUCAAGAGCUGAGAGGGCCGUCCCAAUCACCUGCCGAGCAGGACAACCAAACCACCCCGACGGUUCACUCCAGCCAGUCUCCAGCACAACCUUCGUCCACAACCCCUGAUGAGCCGAGACCGACUAUACAGUCUCGCAAGUCCUUCGGGCCCGAGUUUGAUUUCGAAGAGACUAAGGUCUCCUUCCAAGGUUCACCGGUGCCUCAGGAGGAGUCUGAUGACGACUCCGAUGAUGGUCUUUUUGCUAUUCCUUUGGCAAAUACCAAGACCCCAGUCAAAGAAAAUGCGCCCGUGGCCAUUUCGCCGGAAUCCCAAAGGCGAGCCGGGAAACCGUCUCUCACGUUAAAUACUGAAAAUCGGCUACGGAAAGGACUAUCCGUCAGUUUCAGGUCCCCUAGUGCUACCCGCGAAACGUUCGCCAGCUCGAGCGGGGAGUCAAGCAACAGAAAUGCAUCCUUCUCUGAUCUGAGCGCUUCACCAGAGGAAGAGAGGCCGCCUCGUCGGGAUUCCUUUGCCCAAGGCGAUCUCUGGGCGAGCAGACCCCCGGUUGAGGGCGUCAUCGACCACCUCGACGACUUCUUCCCGGAUAUCGAUCUUGACACGCCUUACCUAGACGGGCAGGGCAUGUCGCCUCCCUCAUCACCGGCCUCGAAGGUUGCGGCCGAGAGCGAUAAAAUUCACAAGGAAAAGCCCGAUGGCCUACCAUACACUACCAGCACCCCCACACAACAUCCACCUGCCCCGGCUGACAAUGCUCCCAGCGCUAGCGAGCCACCUGUGAAGCCCCAGGAUCCAGGUGUCGUCGCUCGCCGGAACGUCAGUCGCUCUGGGGGCGGACUCACCCGGAUGAAGUCUAUUCGAGAAGUUGCAAAGGGCGCCAACCAAGCCAGUAGGAAUCGGAGCGUCACGUCGUCUACUGGCAAUCAACGGUCGGGUGAUAUUUUGCGCCGUAAGAGCACCAAGAUGUUCGGCGCGAAGAUCAUGCAAAUCAGUCCGAAGCGUGGCAGUCGACUCAGCCAGCUUGAUCCUAUCCCUCAGAAUCCUGUGCCUGCAGGAAAUCUGCCCCAAAGACAGCCCACUUUCCGCAUCAUUCGUGGUCAGCUUAUCGGCAAAGGAACUUAUGGCCGAGUGUACCUGGGCAUGAACGCGGACAAUGGUGAGGUCCUGGCUGUGAAGCAAGUGGAGGUCAAUCCACGAAUUGCGGGUACCGACAAGGAUCGCAUCAAAGAGAUGGUCGCCGCUAUGGACCAAGAAAUCGACACGAUGCAACAUCUCGAGCAUUCGAACAUCGUACAGUAUCUGGGUUGUGAACGAGGAGAACUCUCCAUCUCAAUCUAUCUCGAGUAUAUCUCUGGUGGUUCCAUCGGUAGCUGUCUUCGCAAGCAUGGCAAGUUUGAGGAAAGCGUCGUGAAAUCCCUCACCCACCAGACCCUGAGUGGACUGGCAUAUCUUCACAACCAGGGAAUCCUUCAUCGUGACCUAAAGGCCGACAACAUUCUCUUGGAUCUGGACGGGACGUGCAAGAUCUCCGACUUUGGAAUCUCGAAGAAGACGGACAACAUCUACGGAAACGAUUCCACCAAUUCCAUGCAAGGGUCGGUGUUUUGGAUGGCACCGGAGGUCAUCCAAUCCCAAGGACAAGGCUACAGCGCCAAGGUCGACAUCUGGUCCCUUGGCUGCGUGGUGUUGGAGAUGUUUGCUGGUCGUCGACCAUGGAGCAAGGAAGAGGCCAUUGGGGCUAUCUUCAAGCUCGGCAGUCUGAGUCAGGCGCCUCCAAUUCCCGAUGAUGUUUCCAUGAACAUCACACCAGCAGCGCUCGCCUUUAUGUACGACUGCUUCACAGUGGAUUCGCGCGACCGCCCAACUGCCGAGACCCUCCUGACCCAUCCCUUCUGCGAACCCGACCCGAAGUAUAACUUCUUGGAUACCGAGCUUUACGCCAAGAUCCGCCACGUCCUCUAAGCCCAGCCCAAUGUUCAGUAAUAUAUUCACAAAGCGUCUCAAUUCCAGCGUUUCGACUAUGCAUUUUGUUUCCUCCCUGCAUCAUACCCAACUCAGCAGCGUUUCGUUCGGUGUGCAUAGUAUAUUUAACGAUGAUCGGUUGGUGACCUUAUUUGA